Molecule: messenger RNA, 459 nt
Organism: Aspergillus niger
Lineage: Eukaryota; Fungi; Ascomycota; Eurotiomycetes; Eurotiales; Aspergillaceae
Exons: 1
Coding region: 1-459 (152 amino acids)
Source: RefSeq, a predicted model, not a curated record
AUGGGAGACGAACGACCUGUCACUGGUAUCAGUCGCAAAGAAGAUUACAUGAGCCCUCAUGAUAAGUAUUCAUACGAUCAUAGCGAUGAAAGCGACAGCGACGUUGGUGUAACCUGGUCUCCUGGUGACGGAAUUUGUCCAUCAACAGCAGAGUUCCAUCAUUGCUGUCGGUCAAAGUUCGAUGAAUGGAGGCAUGCAAUCUCAAUACCCCCAAACGACACACUCUCUUUCUCCUUCUUCUUAGAGACCUUCUUAAGCCUCCUCAAACAUGUCCCGCCGUUUUUACACGGCCUCCCGGAAGAUGUUAAUAUUACAGGGCGCAGGAGAACGUUUCUUAUGCUUAGAUCCUCUCUACAGAUACGAUCAACAGACGAUCCAGACUGUGACCAACCUUACAAGCUGAUUGAUUAUCUUCAAUGCCUCGGAUCUCCAAGGCUUGCCGGCAAGUCUAUAAGCUGA